AUGUCAUCUCACUCCGCCAGCAUGAAGAGCAAGGCGGCCAACACCCAUUCGUCCGCGCGUCUGGCUUCCUCGGGCGGGAAAACCCCGCGAACCCCCAACAGACCACCACAGCAUCAGGCGACCUUGUCCCUCGGUACCGUGGUUGGGACCACCACCACCUCGCCGAACGGCUUCUCCAGCCACGACCAAAGUCGGUCCUUCGCGAUCUGUGCGGGCUCUGCCGCUGUCCUGGCGGAGCUGGGUGCGGACAACACCGUGAGCCAGCGCUUCUUCCGCGCACGCCCUUCAGCGACCAGUGUCAACCCGGUCACCUCCUUCUACCACCAAUCCACCCCACCAGGCACCCCCGAUCCGCGCUCGCGGUCGGUAUCGGGCAUCAAAUCCACCCCCCACGGCAAUGGACACACCGGUUCCCCUGCGUCGCAUGAGUUGCCUGACGGCGGCAGUCCCCGCCCGUGGUCUUCCCGAGAGCGGGUCAAAGCGGUGACCAGCGUCUGCAUCAGCCCCAACGGAAGGCUCCUGGCCGUCGGCGAGACCGGCUAUAACCCGAGGGUUAUGAUCUUCUCCACCGACAAAGACGCGGCCGGCGACGUCCCGCUCUCGAUUCUCCACGAACACACGUUCGGCGUCCGCAGUCUGGCAUUCAGUUCCAACUCCCUGUAUCUGGCCUCCCUCGGCGACGCCAACGACGGCUUCCUCUUCGUCUGGUCCGUCAAUUUGAAAAAUGGUUCCACCAAAUUACACUCGACCAAUAAAUGCACGGCACAGGUGCGCGACAUGCAUUGGAUGGGACAGACCCUGAUCACUGUAGGCGUUCGUCAUGUGAAGGUCUGGCGGCUGCCAGAGAUCAGACCUGGCUCACCCACCAAGUCACGACUGACGGUGGACGGCACCCCCAGCUCUCCGAGCGUUGCCCCCAAGGCUCUUGCGGGGCGAAACUGCGUCCUCGGUCCGCUUGUGGAAAGCACGUUUACGAGCGUGGUCAGUAUCUCCGAUCAUGAGGCGGUGGUGGGCACGGAAUCAGGGACCCUGUGCCUUCUCGAUGACACCGAGGGGUCCCAGAAACUCUCCGUGGUGCAAAACCUGGAUUUUGGCGUGACCUCUCUGGCGGUGGACGUGGAUGAAUCCUGUCUCUGGGUCGGUGGCCGUGGAAAUCGGAUCCGGAGAUUCUCCUUGGAGACUUUACGGACGCCAGUCACCCCGUCUCGCCCCACAAGCUCCAGGUCAUCCUCAGGGGGGAAGGCCAUGGAACCGGCGAUUGCGUGUCUGGGCUCUCUUUCUUCUCACAUCAUUGCCAUUGAUAGCACCAAGGCGAUCCAUCUCUGUCCCACCGAUGCACUGGACCAGAGUGACGAGUUAACUCACAUGGAAAAGACUCUCCUCGGCCACACGGACAGCGUCCUCGGUGUCGGUCCCUUGAAGACACCUAACCCCACCGGUGCCGACUUCUUCACCUGGUCGCGCGGGGGGAUGGUGAACUUCUUGGACACGCGAGGAUACUGCCAUAGUUCUCGAACAAUCGCCUUGGAUCAUCUUCCGGACAUGGACGACGAAUCGUGCAACGAAUUGCGUGUCCUCCGGUCCACGGAGGACAUGGAUUUUUUUCUAUCCGGGGACAAGCUGGGUGUUUUGAGAAUCUUUGCCGGGGAGUCCUGGAACUGUGUUCACGAAGUUCGGGCCCAUGGCGGAGAAAUUACUGACAUUGCCCUUCACGAGGACGACGACAUUUGUUUGGUGGCCAGCUCGGGCCGGGAUCGCAUGGUUCAGCUCUUUCAGAAAACCGGGGAGAGUCUGGAGUUGGUUCAAACCAUGGACGAUCAUGUCGGGAGCGUGGGGCAGCUUCUCUUUAUCGACGACGGGAACAAGCUCCUCUCAUGCUCGGCAGACCGCACCAUCCUAAUUCGCGAACAGGCUACGAGGGACGUCGACGGUACCACCGCCAUUGCGUACCUGACCACGCGGGCCAUCACCAUGAAAUCAUCCCCGGUAUCCAUGACCCUGUCCGCCGAGGACUCAGACCGUCUCAUUGUCUCCACUGCGGACCGCUGUAUCCAGCAGUACGAUCUCAAUUCGGGUCGUCAUGUGCAGUCGUUUCGCGCGGCAGAUUCCGAGUCAGGCGACACGGUUGUUAUGGGCUCCUUGGCGUCGGCUGCGGAGGUGGACGGCGAGAGUCCUCCGCUCCUCUUUGGUGUCUCGGGCACGGACAAGUCCAUUCGAAUCUACGACUUGGAGCGGUGUGCACUUCUCGCUGGUGAAUUUGGGCACACGGAGGGAAUCAGCGGCGUCCACUUGUUAGAAAAGCGAUCCAGCGACUCCGACGGGCCCGUGACCCGAACCCUUAUCAGCACGGGUAUGGAUGGUGUUGUCAUGAUAUGGGAUAUCUCCGUCCAACCAAACCAUUCCCACGAGUACACACAAUCGACCUCGAACGAGGAGGACACACCCUCCAAGGAUCUGGCAUCCUCCAAGCCUCUGCGCAAAAUCCUCUCGAGGAACGAGAUCGCUGGGUUUCAUCGACCGGAACACCUGGGCACCCCAACCCCGGUGCGGGCGCAUUCCCCGCCUCUCAUCCGCAAAGUAUCCAAGCUUUCACUGAGCUCGGCUAAGCACGGCCAUUCAACACCAUCGGUGUCGGUUCAUCCCCCGCCUGCCUCGGGGACCCGCGCGGACCAUGCGCGUCGCACUCCAUCCCCCCCUAGUCCUCAAUCCACCGUCGCGAGCAGACACCGCUCCGGUCAUUCGCGUCGCUCUUCUCUGGACUCGCGGCAUCACGCACCGAAAUCGAGCAAGUCCCAGUUUGGGAGCAUCAACAUGUCUACUGAGCAGGUUUGCCACACGCUCCAAGCGUACCGAAGGAAGCUGGACCGGUGCAAGGAUCGGAUCCGCGCCCAGAAAGUCUUGGAGCGAGAACUCCGACAGACCCUGCAGGUAUUGGAUGCCCGUGCGCAGCACCAGGAGGCCGGAGAACUGGAAAGCGACAGCAGCGACAAGGAGAAUGAACCGAUGCAUGGAGGUAUCAAGCGUAAACAUGUACGGAGACCGCGUCGAGCUUCUUCGAGCUCGGGUCUGAGUGACACGGAGUCGGAUAAAGCUCAACAUCUUACGGUUGAUUCUGAUGGAGAGGGCUAG
Molecule: messenger RNA, 3129 nt
Organism: Aspergillus campestris IBT 28561
Lineage: Eukaryota; Fungi; Ascomycota; Eurotiomycetes; Eurotiales; Aspergillaceae
Product: WD40 repeat domain-containing protein
Exons: 4
Coding region: 1-3129 (1042 amino acids)
Biological process (GO): regulation of mitotic cell cycle; mitotic spindle organization
Cellular component (GO): mitotic spindle
Molecular function (GO): protein binding
Source: RefSeq, a predicted model, not a curated record